ACGCCGUUUCAGCUGAGCUUGAAAAACGACGCGUUCAGCUUCGGCGUUUUGGUGCUGGAGAUCGUCAGUGGCAGAAAUGUAAUUGACCUAGGUAGGGACCCGGCGGGGAUAGUGGAGUGGGCACUCCCGCUAAUCAGAGAGCGACGCGUGGCGGAUGUCUGCGACGCGAGAGUUCCUUUGCCUCCUGAUGAUGACGUGGCGGGGGCAGUUAGGCACCUGCUCUGUGUCGCGGCGAGUUGCGUGUCGUUGGACGAGGAGUGUCGUCCGUCGAUGUCUGAUGUCGUUUUGGGGUUGGAGGGUUGUUUUCUGGAGAGGGUUCGGUUCCCCAUUUGGAGAGCUGUCGUUUUGGUGAUUGCGAAACGGCGUCGUAAGCUGGCCAAAAGGUGGCGAGAGAGGCGCGCCGCUUUGCAAAGUGGUGAUAGUGAAUGUGGUCCCCGAGGGAAGUUGUCGUUGAGAGAAAUUUUGGCUGCCACAUAGGUUUUGAGCACGUUUGAUGAUGAGUGAGUUAGAUUAGGCAACUCGGGCGAGAUAAAUACUGGAUUAU
Molecule: messenger RNA, 544 nt
Organism: Morus notabilis
Lineage: Eukaryota; Viridiplantae; Streptophyta; Magnoliopsida; Rosales; Moraceae
Product: serine/threonine-protein kinase-like protein At5g23170
Exons: 1
Molecular function (GO): protein serine/threonine kinase activity
Source: RefSeq, a predicted model, not a curated record